AUGCAAUCCGAGUACGAGAAUUAUGAUCUUUCAUUUCCCGACCAACCUGUUGUUGACCUAUACCUCCGAGUGUGGGCUAACUUACCAGCCUUCCAGUCCAAGCCAGCUUUCAUUUGGGCUAAAGACUUGGACACAUCCAUUCCCCUCACCUAUUCCCAACUCAAUACCUCCGUUCAAAUCAUCUCCACUCAGCUACUCGUUUCCCUUCAAAGAGGUGACACCGUCCUUGUUCUUUGCUCACCAGGACUCGACCUAGUUGAGCUCAUCUUUGGGUGUCAGAGGGCUGGUCUUUUGAGCGUCCCUAUUGUCCCUCCUCACCCUUCUUUUGCUAAAGAUAACUAUCACCACCUUAUAAGGGUGAUUUCACAGACCAAGCCCAAAGCUGCCAUAGCUCACCCCGAUUACAUAUCAAGUGUUGGACACUAUGUGUCUUCCUCCCAUAACAACAAGAAGCUUGCUCACUUGUUACAAAGUAUGCGCUGGAUUUCCAUAGACGAUAUCAAACAUGGUAACGUUAAUUUAAAUAAUUGUGAUUCCUUAACAUACAGUGGUUGCAAAGCAGACGAGGUUUAUUUGGUUCAGUACACGUCUGGUGCCACUGGUGUUCCAAAACCUGUUCUUGUCACUGCCGGAUCAGCUGCUCAUAAUGUUAGGACAGCCAGAAAAGCUUAUGAUCUUCAUCCAAACAGCACUAUUGUUUCAUGGCUUCCUCAAUACCAUGAUUGUGGCCUCAUGUUUCUGUUACUAACAAUUGUAUCCGGUGCUACGUGUGUUCUCACGUCCCCAACUGCGUUCAUCAAACGCCCAAGACUCUGGCUUGAGUUAAUGUCAAAAUUCAAGGCCACAUGCACUCCUGUUCCAUCAUUCACAUUGCCACUUGUGCUCAAGCGUGGAGGGAUAGACAAAGGAACUUUACCUAUAAAUCUAUCAACUUUGAGCAACCUUAUACUAAUCAACGAACCCAUCUACAGAGAUUCAGUUGAAGAAUUUGUUCACGCCUUUUCGCCAUUCGGGCUAAGACCCUCGUCUAUCUCUCCUUCUUACGGGUUGGCAGAGAAUGGUACAUUUGUUUCCACUGCGUGGAGGUUUGAUAACCAUUCUCCCUUUCCAGAUUUUCCAACUUACAACAAGCUGUUACCAGUUGCAAGGCUUUCCUCACAGAGUAAGAACGAGGAACAGGAAGACGUGGAAAUUAUGGUUGUUAAUGAAGAAACGCUUGAGCCAGUUAAGGAUGGUAUUGAAGGAGAAAUUUGGGUUUCGUCGCCAAGCAAUGCCUCUGGCUACCUUGGUCAUCCUUCUUUAACAAGAGAGGUUUUUCAUGGAAGACUAAGAAACAUGGUUGGAAAGUGUUUUCUUCGAACAGGAGAUAUAGGAAUCGUGAUAGGAGAACAGAGGUGUCUCUUUGUCACUGGUCGCUGUCAAGAUGUUAUCAAGCUCCAAAAUGGUCAAAAGUUUCAUCCUCAUUACAUAGAGACUUCAGCUUAUAACAGUUACCCACAGAUACUAAGAGGAGGUUGCCUUGCAGCAUUCCAAGUUUCAACAACGGUUGCACUUGUGGCAGAGAUGCAGAGAAUAGAUAAGGACACCGAAACUGAGGUCUUGAGGAGCCUUUGUCAAGGAAUUAAAGAAGCUGUUUUGAAGAAAGAGAAGAUAGAGAUUGGAUGGGUGGUUUUGGUUAAGAGUGAGUGCGUUCCAAAAACCACUUCUGGAAAAUUACAAAGAUCGGCAACUAAGGAGAAGCUUCUUGCAGGAAAAAUGAUGAUUCUGAUGGAGAUGCGAUUUGGAAAAGAUGUUACGAGAACUCAAGAUGGAAGAAAUUUGGUUGCGGAAGAGAGUAGUUCACUUUUAAGUGCGGAAACUCGUAACUCAUUGAUCUCACAUCUUUGA
Messenger RNA from Gastrolobium bilobum, 1887 nucleotides. RefSeq lists its product as uncharacterized. The coding region runs from base 1 to 1887 and encodes 628 amino acids. The transcript has a single exon. The record is from RefSeq and is a predicted model, not a curated record. Gene Ontology annotation, biological process: lipid biosynthetic process. Lineage: Eukaryota; Viridiplantae; Streptophyta; Magnoliopsida; Fabales; Fabaceae.